UGUGAAUUCACAAAGAAGCCACCGACCGGUAGGCGCAGCACGGCAGUCCGCGCCGUGCCGUCACAGUACUACCGAAUCCCCCCCACCAAGUGGAGAGAGAAGCUCGACCGACCGAAUCACCAAACCCAUGGCGACGGCGGCGUGUCCUCUCCCUCACCGGUGGCUGCUGCUCCUCCACCUCGGCCUCCUCGCCUUCCUGCUGGCGGCGGCCCCGGCGGCCGAGGCGUGGACGGGGGAGAUCCGCGGCCGCGUGGUCUGCGACGUCUGCGCCGAUUCCGCCAUCGGCCCCGAGGACCACGUCCUCGAAGGUGCUGAGGUUGCUGUUCUCUGCAUCACGAAAUCUGGUGAGGUCAUCAACUACCAGGCAUUCACAAACUCCAAGGGCAUCUACAGCGUUGCAGAGACGAUGCCGGAGAGCGACCGGUGGGAGUCAUGCCUGGCAAGGCCCAUCAGCAGCUUCCACCACCAUUGCACCAGGAGAGGCGAUGCACACUCUGGGGUCAAGUUCACGUACAACAAACUGUCAGGGAACUCGCACAACGUCAAGACAUUCCUAUACAAGCCUGUCAAUGUUCCUCUGUACUGUAGCUAAACGGGGCGCUUGGGAGGGGAAAAAAAGAAUACUAUGAUGGGCGUAAGAUGUGUACAGGUAAUAUGUUGGCCAACCUAUAUGCUUUAAAUGAUGCUCGUCUAGAGCUAUUACUGAUCGUAGCCAUUAGAAGGGAUAUGGUGCUGUAUGCUUCAUGACUGAAUCAAUUUGUGUUUUUGAGCUAUAAAUAAAAAUAAACAUAAGCUGAAUGCCGAAGAGUA
Brachypodium distachyon (stiff brome) is the source of this 810-nucleotide messenger RNA. RefSeq lists its product as uncharacterized. The transcript has 2 exons. The record is from RefSeq and is a predicted model, not a curated record. Bases 128 to 592 code for a protein of 154 amino acids. NCBI's taxonomy places the organism in Eukaryota, Viridiplantae, Streptophyta, Magnoliopsida, Poales, Poaceae.